UUUGAUACAACAUCACAACCUUUUCGCCUUACUUGUAUAUUCUUGUUGUCAAAUUAAUUAAAGACAAGAAAUACAUCCAGUUCAUUUGAAUGGCAGCCACAAACACAAAAACCCAACCUCCAUCUAAAGACGAUGAAAUGUGGUUUGGUUUUCCAAUGCACUUUUAUCAGGGAUUUUGGCUAGAAAAUAUGAUUUCUGAAAAUGUAGACACUUUUCAAACUCAUUUUCAAGCUAAUGAUACAGAUAUCAUUUUAGCUAGCCUUCCCAAAACUGGCACAACAUGGUUGAAAUCCUUACUUUUUACCAUUUUUAAUAGGAAAUUUUAUUCUGAUGUUUCUAAACACCCUUUGCUCACUACAACCCCUCAUGAACUUGUCCUCCAACUGGAGUUUGACGUUUACAAAAAUAGCCUUGGUUGUAACCCGCCAAAUCACACUGAAAUACCCUCACCUCGACUCUUUGCUACCCAUAUACCAUAUCUACCUUUGCCGGAAUCUAUCAAAACCUCCAAAUGCAAAAUUGUUUAUGUUUGUCGAAAUCCUUUUGACAAUUUCAUUUCAUUUUGUAAUUAUUGGAUUCAAUUCAAUAUCAAUGAGGGCAUUAAGCUAGAUAUUGAUCUCAUGGAGGAAUACUUGGAUAAGUAUUGUAAGGGCAUAGUACCGUUUGGCCCGUAUGAAGAUCACUUGUUAGGAUACUGGAAGGAAAGCCUGAAAAACCCGGAAAAGGUUUUGUUCUUGGAAUAUGAAGGGAUGAAGAAAGAACCGAAAUCUCAUUUGAAAAGGUUAGCGGAGUUUGUUGGUUGCCCGUUUUCGGAGGAGGAAGAAGAAGGAAAUGUUAUUGAUGAGAUAAUUGAGCUUUGUAGCCUUAAAAAUUUGAAAGAAGUGGAAGUCAAUAAGAGUGGCAAGUUCUUCGGUAGGGUUGGGAACAAGGCUUUGUUUGGGAAAGGAGAAGUGGGAGGUUGGAAUAAUUACUUGACUCCUUCAAUGGCUAAACAAUUUGAUCAAAUGCUACAAAAGCUUAAGGAGGCUGGAUUUUCUUUUACACAUUAUAAAACAUAAUUUAUUUGAAGCUCCGUGCAAAAUAAACUAGAGAAAGAAAUUCAAUAAAACAAUUUGAUCCUAGAUUUAUUUUGUGUUUGUAUUACUCACUAUGUAUCAUUUUACUUGUCGAAUUUUUGUGUGUUUGUAUUACUACUCAUAAAAUUUGGUCAAUUAUGAUGACUAAAAUGAGACGGGUAGACUAUUAUGGUUGUAAUUUAAUAAAGUUAUUGUACCUCAUUUUGGGGAAAAAUUGGCCACGGUUGUGCCGAGUAAAUGCUAAGUGUUAAGUGUUGAUUAAUAA
Molecule: messenger RNA, 1341 nt
Organism: Spinacia oleracea (spinach)
Lineage: Eukaryota; Viridiplantae; Streptophyta; Magnoliopsida; Caryophyllales; Amaranthaceae
Product: cytosolic sulfotransferase 5-like
Exons: 1
Coding region: 90-1058 (322 amino acids)
Molecular function (GO): sulfotransferase activity
Source: RefSeq, a predicted model, not a curated record